Messenger RNA from Anneissia japonica, 1041 nucleotides. Its product is annotated as PITH domain-containing protein 1-like. Gene Ontology annotation, cellular component: nucleus. The coding region runs from base 64 to 711 and encodes 215 amino acids. NCBI's taxonomy places the organism in Eukaryota, Metazoa, Echinodermata, Crinoidea, Comatulida, Comatulidae. The transcript has 5 exons. The record is from RefSeq and is a predicted model, not a curated record.
UCAAUAUUUUCUUUUCGCACUGAUGAAAGGCUCUGCAGAGUUGGGAGGGGAGUAACAAUUAACAUGUCAGGACACAGUCAUAGGGGAGGAGGAGGGCAUGGACACGGGAAUUGUGCUGAUGAACAUUCGCAUGAUGACGGUCCAGAAAGAGGAAUGCAAUUUACUUUAUACACAAAAAUUGACAAAGACAAUGUAGAAUGUCUAAAUGAAGUAGAUGAUGGGUCGGGAAAAUUGGUCUUCAAGCCCUGGGACGAACGGCUGGAUAAAGAAAAGUUGGUUGAAAGUGAUGCUGACGAAGAACUUCUUUUUAACAUACCUUUUACAGGACAUGUGAAGUUAAAAGGAAUUGUUGUAAUUGGUGGCGAAGAAGAUUAUCAUCCGGCAGAAAUGAGAUUGUUUAAGAACCGACCUCACAUGACCUUCGAUGAUGUAAGAGCCGAUGCUGAUCAAGUGUUUGAAAUGCAGAGGGACAGGACAGGUGAGCUGGAAUACUCAACAAAAAUUGCAAGGUUCUCUGGCGUUCACACCCUCUCAAUACAUUUUUCAAAAAACUUUGGUGAAGACUCAACCAAAAUAUAUUACAUAGGUCUAAGGGGCGAGUUUUCGCCAGCUCCAAGGCAGGAAGUUUUGCUUGUCUCCUACGAAGCCUACCCAAACCCAGCUGACCACAAGACUAGCCUGCAAGAUCAAGCUAGGCAUGAAAUUCAAUGAGGUUGCAUUGUAUAUUUAUUUCACCAAAAGCUCUAUCAUCAUGAUUGCAAAGGACUGUUCACUAAAAAGGGGUACACAUAUUUUUUCUAUCAAUACAUAGAGGGCCGUAUUUGACUGUUUGAAUGAACUGAGUAACGUGGAACCUGAAACAUUAAAUUUUUUUCUGAUGUUCCAAGGUAACUCAUGACUUCAUACUGAAUACUUAUCAAAUCCAAGUUUAAAUCAUUAGGAAAACAAAUUUUAAAAAUAUUAGUCAGCGUCUUCAUGUUCCUGAAGCAUUUUGUUUUUUUAUAUGCAAUUUGUUUCUGAAUAAAUGUUGCCAUCAAUCUG